AUGGAUCCACAAAACUCUUCUUUGAAGAAUUUCAGACUUUAUGAAACCCAAUCGAAGGUUUACAUUGUUGGUAGAAACAACAGUAAGACGGUAUGGAGAGUAUUGAAGAUUGAUCGAUCAGAACCUACCGAGCUAGACAUUGUUGAAGAUUCAACCACGUAUUCAGAAAGGGAGAUUUCUGCACUGUUGAGGCGGUUACAUGCAGGGAAUUUAGCGACCGGUGGUCUUAAAUUCGUCACUUCUUGUUACGGAAUUGUUGGAUUCAUUAAAUUCUUGGGGCCGUAUUACAUGCUGCUUAUCACGAAGCGAAAGCAGAUUGGUGAAAUUCGUGGCCAUGUUAUAUAUGGAAUCAGCAAGACCAAGAUGAUUCCUAUUCCACAUCCUAGUGUGCAGCAAACUGAUACAUUUUCUUCUAAAAGCGAGAACAGAUACAAGAAGCUUCUAUGCUCAAUAGACCUUACCAAGGACUUCUUUUUCAGCUUCACGUAUAAUGUUACGCGUAGCCUUCAAAGGAACUUGUGUGAUGUUCAGACGACAGGACCAGUUCUCUAUGAAAAGAUGUUUGUUUGGAACGAGUUCUUGACACGUGGAAUCAGUAAUCUGAAUAACACGGUCUGGACCGUGGCAUUAGUAUAUGGCUUCUUCAAACAGGCAAAACUUUCAGUUUCUGGGAGGGAUUUUAAAUUGACGCUCAUUUCUAGGCGCUCACGUCUCUAUGCUGGCCCAAGGUACCAUAAACGUGGUGUGGACAAGAAAGGAAGAGUAGCUAAUGAUGUUGAGACUGAGCAGAUUGUGUUUGAAGAUCUCCCUGGAGGAUGCCCAGUGGAAAUAAGUUCUGUUGUACAGCACCGAGGCUCUAUUCCCCUUUUCUGGUCGCAGGAAGCUUCACUCCUAAAUGUUAAACCUAAGAUCAGAUUGUCAGGACGUGACGAAAAUUAUAAGGCUACCAGGCUUCAUUUUGAUAACCUUGUGACAAGAUAUGGAAACCCAAUAAUCAUAUUAAAUUUGAUUAAGGGUCGUGAAAAGGAAGCUCGAGAGUCUACACUUCGAGGAAUGUUUUCUGAUGCAACUGAAGUUAUCAACAAUGAUUUGUCCUUUGAGAAUCGUCUGAGAUUCUUCCACUUGGAUCUAGCUAAACUUUCCAAAAGUAAAGAUAUAGAUGUGCUGGAAUCACUUGGUGGAUUGACUGAAUAUUCACUGAGAAUAACAGGCUUCUUCUUCCAUUCACAAUUAUCACCAAAUUUUGUACCUGGUGAUGAUAAGGAGAACCGCUUGAUUAAGCAAACCAAACUACAAAAAGGUGUCCUCAGAACCAAUUGUAUUGAUUGCUUGGACCGCACCAAUGUGGCGCAGUAUUCAUAUGGCUUGGCUGCUCUUGGAUAUCAACUGAACGCAUUGGGGUUGAUCAGUAGACCAAAGAUUGGCCAGGAUGACCGUUUGGCUGUUGAUUUGAUGGAUCUAUAUGAGAUGAUGGGUGACAUACUAUCUCUCCAGUAUGGGGGAUCUCUCUCUCAUUGCAAGAUAUUUUGGUUGAAAAAAGGCCACUGGAAACCAGCUGUCAAAGCCAGUGACUUGAUAAGAUCAGUUCGACGCUACGGAAGCAACACUUUCACCGAUGGCGAGAAGCAAGACGCGAUAAACAUAUUCUUGGGUCAUUUCCAGCCACAACAAGGUAAGCCUGCAAUUUGGGAGCUAAAUUCUGACCAGAAUGUCAAUGUUGGGAGGGAUGAAAACGCAAUGCUAUCCCUUAAAAGAUCCGCAUCAGAUGGUAACCUUGCUAGUGUGAGUGAACAAGAGAGCAGUCGUCUUGUUGAUGAUUCUACACCUGAAAUAAUCCCAGCUUCCAAUUCUGAAAUAAUCGCAACUUUCAGGUCGAGUCCUUCAAGGAGAAGCGUUCAGCUUUUAUGUGACAUGCAAAGCACCCCCAUUGAUUUCUAUGAGAAUCAAGAC
Papaver somniferum (opium poppy) is the source of this 1950-nucleotide messenger RNA. Its product is annotated as phosphoinositide phosphatase SAC2-like. Lineage: Eukaryota; Viridiplantae; Streptophyta; Magnoliopsida; Ranunculales; Papaveraceae. The transcript has 13 exons. Gene Ontology annotation, biological process: phosphatidylinositol dephosphorylation. The record is from RefSeq and is a predicted model, not a curated record. Gene Ontology annotation, cellular component: intracellular membrane-bounded organelle. The annotation marks the transcript as partial. Gene Ontology annotation, molecular function: phosphatidylinositol-3,5-bisphosphate 5-phosphatase activity.